Colius striatus (speckled mousebird) is the source of this 2487-nucleotide messenger RNA. It is a transcript of the gene SPATA20, whose product is annotated as spermatogenesis associated 20. Lineage: Eukaryota; Metazoa; Chordata; Aves; Coliiformes; Coliidae. Bases 34 to 2310 code for a protein of 758 amino acids. The record is from RefSeq and is a predicted model, not a curated record. Gene Ontology annotation, biological process: carbohydrate metabolic process. The transcript is spliced from 16 exons.
GGAGCGGCGGCAGCUCCGCCCCCGCCCGCCGCCAUGUUGGCGGGGCCGCUGCGCCGGGCCCGCAGGUUUGUAACGGGCAGCGUGCGCGUGGCCAUGGCGGGGAGAAGCAGCCCCCCCGGCACCCCGCGGCACACCAACCGCCUGGGCAGCCAGAGGUCCCCUUAUCUCCUGCAGCACGCACACAACCCUGUGGACUGGUACCCUUGGGGUCAGGAAGCCUUUGAUAAAGCAAAGAAAGAAAACAAGCCGAUAUUCCUGUCAGUUGGUUACUCCACCUGCCACUGGUGCCACGUGAUGGAGGAGGAGUCCUUCAAGAACAAGGAGAUUGGAGAGAUUCUGAACCAGAACUUUGUGAGCAUCAAAGUGGAUCGUGAGGAGCGGCCGGACGUGGACAAGGUGUACAUGGCCUUUGUGCAGGCAACCAGUGGUGGAGGGGGCUGGCCAAUGAGUGUCUGGCUGACUCCAGACCUCAAGCCCUUUGUAGGGGGCACCUACUUCCCUCCUGAGGAUGGAGUUCAUCGCGUUGGCUUUCGGACUGUGCUGCUCCGAAUCGCAGAGCAGUGGAAGGAGAACAAAGAUGCCCUGUUGGAGAACAGCCAGAAGAUCCUGGAGGCAUUGCUACGCAGGUCUGAGAUCCGUGUGCGUGGCCAGGAGUCACCCCCCUCACCCCAAGCCGUGCUGGCCACCUGCUUCCAGCAGCUCUCCAGCUCCUAUGACGAGGAGUACGGUGGCUUUUCCAAAUCCCCCAAGUUCCCCACCCCAGUGAAUUUGAAUUUCCUGUUCACAUACUGGGCCCUGCACCGAACAACCCCCGAGGGUGCCCAAGCACUGCAGAUGGCUCUGCGUACCCUCAAGAUGAUGGCCCAUGGGGGCAUCCAUGACCACAUUGGUCAGGGGUUCCACCGCUACUCCACUGACCAGCACUGGCAUGUACCUCACUUUGAGAAGAUGCUGUAUGACCAGGGGCAGCUGGCAGCCACCUACAGCAGAGCAUUCCAGAUCUCUGGUGAUGAGUUCUUUGCUGAUAUUGCCCGAGACAUUCUGCUUUACGUCUCGAGGGAUCUGAGUGACCAGGCUGGAGGUUUCUACAGUGCAGAAGAUGCAGAUUCCUACCCCACCACCACAUCCACAGAGAAGCGAGAAGGAGCUUUCUGUGUGUGGGCAGCUGAGGAAAUCCGGGCUCUGCUUCCUGACCCUGUCGAGGGGGCCACAGAGGGGACGACGCUGGCAGAUGUCUUCAUGCAGCACUAUGGAGUGAAGGAGACGGGUAACGUCAGCCCCAUGCAGGACCCCCAUGAGGAGCUGAAGGGCAAGAACGUCCUCACCGUGCGUUGCUCCCCGGAGCUGACGGCGCAGCGGUUGGGGCUGGAGCCGGGGCGGGUGCGGGAGCUGCUGCGGGACGGCGGCCACAGGCUGGGCACAGCCCGGGCACAGCGGCCACGGCCACAGCAGGACACCAAGGUGCUGACGGCAUGGAAUGGGCUGAUGAUCUCGGGCUUUGCCCAGGCUGGGGCAGCCCUGGCCAGGCAGGAGUACGUCAGCAGGGCCGUGCAGGCGGCUGCCUUCCUGCACACGCACCUUUUCCAGCCCAGCAGCGGGAGGCUGCUGCGGAGCUGCUAUGGGGGACGGGACAGCACGGUGGAGCAGAGCGCUGUGCCCAUCCAGGGCUUCCUGGAGGAUUAUGUCUUCGUCAUCCAGGCUCUCUUUGACCUGUACGAAGCCUCACUGGAGCAGGGCUGGCUGGAGUGGGCCCUGCAGCUCCAGCACAUGCAAGACAAGCUCUUCUGGGACCCUGAGGGCUUUGCAUAUUUCUCCAGUGAGGCUGGUGAUCCCUCUUUGCUCCUGCGCCUGAAGGACGACCAGGAUGGUGCAGAGCCCGCUGCCAACUCUAUUGCUGUCACAAACCUGCUGCGAGCAGCUUCUUACUCCGGUCGGACAGAGUGGGUGGAAAAAGCUGGGCAGAUCUUGGCUGCAUUCUCUGAGAGGCUGCAGAAGAUCCCUAUAACCCUGCCAGAGAUGGCUCGGGCCAAUGCUCUCUUCCAUCACACCCUCAAACAGGUCAUUAUCUGUGGAGACCCCCAAGGAGAAGACACAAAGGAAAUGCUGCGUUGUGUCCACUCUGUCUUCAGCCCAAACAAGGUGCUGGUGCUGGCAGAUGGGAACAGCUCAGGGUUCCUGUAUCACCACUGGCCUUUCCUCGCUGGCCUGGAGAGGAAGGACGGCAAAGCCACCGCCUAUGUCUGCAGCAACUUCUCCUGCUCCCUGCCCAUCACCUCCCCCCAGGAGCUGCGUGGGAUGCUGUGCCUGUGAGCCCCAGGGCCUGCAGAAAGGCAAGGGCCAGUCCCUGGGAACGUGAGAGAAACUGUAAUAAAGCCCCUCUGGCACCCAGGAUGGUUCCUGGCAGCGUGGGGGGAUGCUGUGCCCCUCUGCCUGCAGCAGGUCAGGCUCUGCCCAUGCCGCUGCUUUGGCAGCAUCUCAGCAGAAGCA